GCAUACUUUACCGUUCUCACUUCAUUUCUUGUGGCUGCCAUGGACGCUCCCAUCUACGACUUGGACUGCGAGAACGGCCGAACCGAGUCCCUGAUUGAUGUGACUGAGCAGAUGGCGCCCCGAGCACGCAGGCUUCUGGAACUGGCUGGCACCAACGAGAAAUGCGGCCUCGCAACGUUCUUGAUGUUUGUUUACAUCUACCUAAACACGCCGCCAAGUUUGGUGCUCAAUGUUUACUGGGCUUAUGAUGAUGAUCUUUGGAGAUCCAAGUGGAGAAGCUUGCUGAUCUUCAGUGCUCUGAUUCUUUUGGCAGAUGUCUCCGGCUUGGCCUUGCACUGGCACGGCGGCAGGCUGAAGCGCUACAGCAAAGCCUCCGAGCUGGUCCGAAAUCCUGAGGUGUCUCUGACUGAUAUCCGCUUGAAGGAGACUCGCAACUGGCUCACCUUGGGCUUCGCCAUGUCCAUAUCGAUUGGAUUGUCCUUUGUGCUUUCAAUACACCACACCGAAGAGUUCUACUUGAAAGAUGUGAUUGGUUUCUUUUUGCUCGUUUACUUGGCCUGGCUCCCAGCAAGUUUGCCACACUUUGCUACCACCCUCCUCCUGCAAGAGGAUUUAGAACAUUUGGAGGCCGAGUUGACCAAGACAGUGGAUGCAGCCACGGAGCUGGCAGUGAUGGAGCUCUUGGAAAAGGUGUCCCACACCAAACGCCGUUGGAUGCCUUUCCUUCGCUGGCACUUUGCGCUGGAGGGCACCGGCGCAGCUGCCUGCGUCUUUGCGAUGCUGUGGUUCUCCUUGCAUACGGCCUCCUUCGCAGAGACCGACUCAAGGCUAGGUAUGAUCCUGAUUCCUGCCAUGCUGUCUGGGCCUUUACUGGCAGUGUAUGUUUUGGUGCAGGUCUUAUCGCUGGCGAGAUUUAAUGGUCACAUCCAAACAUGCAUACAGACUACAAGUAGCAAUUGCUUGUUCAGGUUGCUCUCCCAGCAGGAGAAACAGCUGGAAUUUUGUGUGCUUGGAAUCACCAUCACUCUUGGAAAGAUUCGUGCUGUAAUGACCUCAGUGGUCAUCAGUGCAUGCAGCAAGAUCGUGAUGUCUUUGGUCACUCGCUGAAGGGAGAUGGCAUGCGGCAUGAACAGCAAAGGCUCUGAGGGGUUCUCACUUCUUGUAUCGAGGAC
Molecule: messenger RNA, 1172 nt
Organism: Durusdinium trenchii
Lineage: Eukaryota; Dinophyceae; Suessiales; Symbiodiniaceae
Source: the annotation of a GenBank genome assembly